Alosa sapidissima (American shad) is the source of this 1518-nucleotide messenger RNA. It is a transcript of the gene crybgx, whose product is annotated as crystallin beta gamma X. The transcript has 5 exons. Lineage: Eukaryota; Metazoa; Chordata; Actinopteri; Clupeiformes; Clupeidae. Gene Ontology annotation, molecular function: structural constituent of eye lens. The coding region runs from base 592 to 1389 and encodes 265 amino acids. The record is from RefSeq and is a predicted model, not a curated record. Gene Ontology annotation, biological process: lens development in camera-type eye; visual perception.
UGUGUCUGUGUGUGUGCAUAUGUACUGUAUGUGUGUGUGUGCAUAUGUACUGUAUGUGUGUGUGUGUGUGUAUUUGUCAACAGUGGUCAGGCGUGAACAAAAAUACUGCAUGUGUGUGCCUGUGUUUAGCAUAUCAAUGCAGGCAGUGGACAGAGAGAGGGGCAGAAGGCCUGAGAGUUCUAGUAUCCCCUGUGGGUGACCUGGCCGCUGUAUUUAAAGGGCAUUAAAGAGGCCUCGCUGAGCUGACAUGAACAUCUUUACUAAGGUCCCAGGACUAGUCCAACAAACCAGGUAUGUUCAGAGUGGUGUUGCGAGGACACGGCUGACUGUGUGUGGGGGUCCGGAGGACGAGCCGGCCGGUGUGUCAAAAAAAAAAACUCUGACCUCUAACCCCCCGUCAACGGCACUGGGUCCUCGUGCUGGUGUGCACUUUGUCUCUCUCGCUGAGAAAACCCAAAUGUCUCCAAAAAUCAAAUCCUACUGAAUGAUUUGUGACUGAGUCGAGAUGAUGGGGGGAAAUGGAGUAUAUACUAUGAACAAUCUCACCUCCACACAGCAUUGCCCUCUGUCUGCACUUAAGAGCAAUAAAAUAUGUGCAGUCUGGCUGAGCUCUUCACCAGUGAGCACCACUCAAAAACUCAGAAACAAAUCAGCCCAUGUGAAAACUACAUCCAUGAGUUUUCCUUGAUCAAAAUGUGUAUUCAUGGUCAACAGUGUUGUUAUCAUAUUAUCAUGAAAAGAAAACAAUCUUUCCUUGGUGAAGUUAAAAUUGUUAUUGUUAUUGUGUGUGUGUGUGUGUCCGUCCACAGCAAGCUGGGGUCUGUGCUCCAACGUGCAUUUUACGGGUCCAGUGGGAGGGUGACCCUUUUCGAGCAGCGUAACUUCGCUGGCAGACGUCUGGACCUGAGUGCCGACUGCCAGAGGCUGAGCGAGAAGAACUUCCCAGAAAGAUGCAACUCCGUGCAAGUGGAGAGUGGAGCCUGGAUUGGCUACGAGCAUGAGAACUUCCGUGGCCGCCAGUACCUGUGGGACAUGUCCGAGCGGGGCGAGUACAACUGCACUGAGAAGUGGUGCGCUCAGGCUGACCGCGUUGGCUCCGUGCGUGCCGUCAAACAGGACUCUACCCCGGCCCGUGCCCAGCUGUACGAGAGGGCUGGUUUCUCAGGCAAGAGGACUGAGCUUCAGGACGACAUCCCCAACCUCAUGACCCGCCACAGCCUCAACAGGGCCGCCUCUAUCCGCGUGCUGGGUGGCGCUUGGGUGGUGUACCAGGAACCCAACUUCAGAGGACCCCACUACGUCCUGGAGAAGAAAGACUACAAUAACUUCUCUGACUGGGGGGCUCAGAACAGCACUGUCGGUUCCAUGCGUCGUAUUCGAUUCAGCUGAGCCCCCUGUCAAGCCAACAACUCCCCCUCCCCCAACUCAAACUUCCCCCAUGCAAAACACUUUUUAUAAAUGACAAGUACAUUCUCGAGCACAACAAUCACAGACCCACAAGAGAAGCUAUUUUAAUAA